CCUAAAUCAAUUGAUUCUAUACUUGACAUCAUUUGAAUAAAAAAGAAAUUGGUUUUUAGCUCUCUCUCUCUCUCUUUCUCUCUUUCUCUCUUUCUAUCUCUCUAUCUCUCUUUUCUUCCUAUUUCUUGACCAAUUCCUACUCUCUAUCAUUUUUUUAGCUGUGUAUAACAUAUACAUAAAUCGAAAUGUCGGCAGGUCCAAAAGAUUUUGAUUACAUGAACAACACUUUUACACAAUACAAUCAACACACAAAAGAUGACUAUGGCCUUGAACUUGAUGCUGCAAAAGAGCUAGAAGACUACCAAGAAUCAAAGUGGCACCGAGAUGGAUUCUAUAACAAUGGCAUUGAUGACAUGGCCUAUAAUAGCGAAAAUGAAUACUCUUCAGAAGAAAAAUCGCUAGUACGGAAGAUUGAUUGGAUGCUUAUGCCCAUCAUUUGUACACUUGAUUUCUUGCAAUUCUUAGACAAAUCCACUAUUAACUAUGCUGCCUUGAUGGGAUUCAAGGAAGAUAUCGGCUUGGUCGGAAGUCAAUACAGUUUAUUGGGAUCUCUCUUUUACUUGGGCUACCUCGUCUUUCAGUUACCCAAUAACUAUCUACUUCAGCGUAUUCCUAUCGGUAAAUACAUUGGCAUUAUUGUUGUCAUUUGGGGUACUAUCUUAUUAUGUACUGCUUGGGGUCACAAUUUUAGUCAAGUUGCUGCCUUGAGAUUCUUGCUUGGUUUUUUUGAAGCCGGAAUCUAUCCAUCGUUAACUUUGCUUGUCAGUACAUUCUAUAGAAGAUCUGAACAAGUAGCUCGCCUUGGUGCUUUCUGGAUCUGUAACGGUUUUGCUCUUGUUGUUGGUGGCCUCAUUGCAUACGGUAUCAGCCAUAUGACAAAUAUUGGAGGACUCAAGGCAUGGCAAUGGGUCAUGAUUAUUCUUGGCGGCUGUACUAUUCUCGUUGGUAUCACUGCUUUCUUCUUCUUGAUUGAUUCACCCAAAGCUCAAGCUUUGCAAUUAAAUGCUGAGCAAGAAAUGUUGGUAGAAGAACGAACCAGAGACAACGCUACGGUUCGUACGACUGAAAUUAAAUAUGAGCAAAUUUUGGAAGCUAUCAAGGAAGUCCGCUUCUGGUGUUUCUGUUUCGCCUGUUUGUUCAUUAAUCUUCAAAAUGGUGCCAUGACUAUCUAUAAUGGUCAAAUUGCUGCCAGUUUUGGUUUUGAUCAAUUGCAAUCCAUGUUGCUUAGUACUGGUACUGGUGGAUCUACUAUUCUCUUUAUUGUAAUCGGUAUUGUACUUGUUCAAAAGUACCAUCAAACUAUCUACACUGCUUGCUUCCUCAUGUGCUUUGAUGUUCUCGGUCUGCUUCUUUUGCUUGUGAUUCCUAUGGAUAAAGCUAAAAUUCUCGGCUUUUUCCUUUCGUGGUCUUAUGUUGCUGUUUAUGUACUCAUGGUUACUUGCAUCUCCAACAACGUAACAGGUUACACUAAAAAAAUCUUUUACAAUGGCAUUUUGAUGAUCUUUUACACUAUUGGUAACUUUGUGGGCCCUCUCAUGAUGACAAGCCCUCCUUAUCUUGCUGGUAUGAUAGGUUACUUGGUAGCUGGUGUCCUGGUAAUCUCACUUUUACUCAUUGCUCGCUGGAGAAUGGCCGUUGUAAACCGUCGCCGUCUCUUAUUAUUGAACAACAGCACUGCCAAUAGUAUGGCAGCUGUUGCUCAUAACUAUGAUCUUGAUGAUAUUAGUGACGAGCAAGACCAAACUUUUAUCUAUUUGCUUUAAUAACCCCAUUAAAAGUUUAUAUACGUUUAUCGAUACCUUUUAAUUUACUACUGCUUUGUAGCGACACAUCGCGAGCUCACUAAUGAACUUUUUUUUUCUUUCAAUAAAUACACAUACAUGCUGUGCACCCAA
Messenger RNA from Gilbertella persicaria, 1895 nucleotides. Its product is annotated as major facilitator superfamily domain-containing protein. Gene Ontology annotation, biological process: transmembrane transport. The coding region runs from base 186 to 1763 and encodes 525 amino acids. The record is from RefSeq and is a predicted model, not a curated record. The transcript has 5 exons. NCBI's taxonomy places the organism in Eukaryota, Fungi, Mucoromycota, Mucoromycetes, Mucorales, Choanephoraceae. Gene Ontology annotation, molecular function: transmembrane transporter activity. Gene Ontology annotation, cellular component: membrane.